Molecule: messenger RNA, 8317 nt
Organism: Tachyglossus aculeatus (Australian echidna)
Lineage: Eukaryota; Metazoa; Chordata; Mammalia; Monotremata; Tachyglossidae
Gene: PSD3
Product: pleckstrin and Sec7 domain containing 3
Exons: 17
Coding region: 126-3353 (1075 amino acids)
Biological process (GO): regulation of ARF protein signal transduction
Molecular function (GO): guanyl-nucleotide exchange factor activity
Source: RefSeq, a predicted model, not a curated record
GGUUGGGGGCUCGUCCUCCCUCCAUCCCUCCCGGCCCAUCCUUCGUGGGCAACAAAGAGGCCGCGAUGGGAGGGCAUCCGCGGGGUCCGCACUGACUCCGGCCCCACCUCGGCGGGAGAUGGAAGAUGGAAGAAAGACACGGUGGGGCAGAGACGUUUGUUUGGCUUAACAACGCAUCAACUCAUUCCCAGAGUGUUGCCAAAGCCAAGUACGAGUUUUUGUUUGGCCGACCUGAUGAGAAAACCCCGGAAACCAGUGAUCAUGGAGGUAGCACUUUACUGCCUCCCAAUGUCACCAACGAGUUUCCAGAGUAUGGUACAAUGGAAGAAAGUGGAGAAGCAUUAAGGGUUUCACUUGAGUUUGAAACAGACACUCUACGAUGCCGUCCUAGUGGGCAAGAAGAGGGUCAGCUCUUGGUUGGCCCCCAUCAUCAAUUUGGCAGUGUUGCAGAAAGGCCAGAAUGUGGGCCGGAGGGAGCCUCACCAAGACACCUCAACAAACGAAGUUUACAACCCACCGACUCACUGACUCCAGCUCUGAAAGCUACAGAAAUAAACCUAGCUCCAGGAGCGUUCCCAGCUACAAAGAUCCUGGAUGUAGAUGCCGUUUCUGUUUUUCCAGCCAAGCAAAUGGAAAAAGAGUUGGAAACUGCCAGUAAAGAAACACAAGGAGCCAAUAAACCGUCUCUUGCUGGCCAAGAAAAAACACCAGAAAUACCUCUCCCAGCUGAAGUAACAGUUGAGGAAAAUUUUUACUUGCUCAUAGAAAAGGAUCUGGCCGCCUUGUUAACAGGGGAAACACAGCCAAAGUUGUUGCAGGUCACCAAUGAUGGGAACGGGGAGGUGCUCAGAGAGAAGAGGACAAUCCGUCCGACGCCCUCCGUGGAGACUGCCACGCUGGAACACAAACUUGAGGACACCUUUGGGGCCGUGGGCGACGGAAGAUUCGAGUACAAGAAGGAGCCUCGGGGACACCAUCCAAGCAGGGCCCACAGGUCUCCUGAGAGCGUGGUCUCCACAAGUCGUCCCACUAAGAACAAACACGUCGGCUUUCAAGGGGUGGAGAUUCUGAGGACAGGAGGGGAAAAGGGAGAAACGAGACACAAUGCAGCAGAGGGAAUGACAGCUCCUGUGGCAAGAAAGGAGUUUUCCAAAGGGUCCAGCCAUUGCAUUCCACAUGGAAUUUUCCCAGAGUCGGUUGGUGUGAUGGAGGCUGUUUGGGAGGAGCCUUGGCAAGGUGCUGCAAACAGACCUGGAACAAGCUCAGGGAAAUCUUUUCCAUCAUUGCUGGUUGAAGGUGGGGAGGAAGAGGCCUUCCUGAAGGAAAAUCAGAAGCAUCUUGAGACAAAGACUGUGCCAGAGAGAGAAAUGGAAAGGCUCAACCAGGCAGAGAAAAUGACCAAGGGAGAAGAAGAUGACAGUGUACAUAGGUACACGGAGGACUCAACAGAUGUGUACAGCUCACAGUUUGAAAACAUUCUGGAUAAUACUUCUUUAUACUACAGUGCAGAAUCACUGGAGACUUUAUACUCAGAACCUGAUAGUUAUUUCAGCUUAGAAAUGCCCCUCACCCCUAUGAUUCAACAGCGAAUCAAAGAAGGCAGCCAUUUCCUGGAGAGGACCAUGGGAACAGGACCACCAGAUAUCCUCAGCGUUUCCGCCGAUGGUGGGAUAGUAAUGGGUUACUCCGAGCUCACCAACGGGUUGAACGAUGCCGGUGAAACAGUCUUCAGAAAAGGCAUCUCUGAGGUCGCGCUCUGGGGAAGCAAUGCUGGGGUAAAAAGCCACCUUUUGGAGACCAAUGUUGAGAUGGGUAGCACGGAAUUCCUGGAGAAGGAGAACACUGAAAACAUCAGCAAUGGUACCAGCAGUAACUUGGAAGCCGCCAGAAGACUGGCCAAGCGCCUCUACGAGUUGGACCGGUUCCGGCGUUCCGACGUGGCAAAACACCUGGGCAAGAACAACGAGUUCAGCAAACUAGUGGCUGAAGAAUAUCUUAAGUUUUUUGAUUUUACAGGAAUGACGCUGGAUCAGUCUCUCAGGUGUUUUUUUAAAGCAUUUUCACUUAUGGGAGAAACUCAGGAACGUGAGAGAGUUUUAAUCCACUUCUCCAACAGAUACUUUCAGUGUAACCCAAACACCAUUUCUUCUCAAGAUGGAGUCCACUGCCUUACCUGUGCAAUGAUGCUCCUCAACACUGAUCUACAUGGCCAUAACAUUGGAAAGAAGAUGAGCUGUCAAGAAUUCAUCGCCAAUCUUCAUGGGGUGAAUGAAGGUGAAGAUUUUCCCAGAGGGCUGCUGAAGGCGCUCUACAACUCAAUCAAGAAUGAGAAGCUCGAAUGGGCUGUAGAUGAUGAAGAGAAAAAAAAAUCUCCCUCAGAGGGUACUGAUGAGAAAGCAAAUGGAACCCAGCCAAAGACAGUCAGUCGGAUUGGCAGUACCAGUAACCCAUUCCUGGACAUUCCUCAUGACCCAAAUGCUGCUGUGUAUAAAACUGGAUUUUUGGCUCGCAAAAUUCAUGCUGAUAUGGAUGGAAAGAAAACUCCAAGGGGGAAGCGAGGGUGGAAAACCUUUUAUGCUGUGCUGAAGGGAACAGUUCUUUACUUACAAAAGCAAGCAGAUCAAGCCUGUUCCUAUGGAUGGGCCAUAUAUAUGGAAAGAUAUUCAUGCUUGGACUGCUCUUUCAAAAAGGAUGAAUACAAACCAGAAAAAGCUUUGUCUGAAGAUGAUUUGAAAAACGCAGUGAGUGUGCACCAUGCGCUGGCAUCCAAGGCAACAGACUACGAGAAGAGACCAAAUGUGUUAAAACUGAAAACAGCCGACUGGAGAGUCUUGCUUUUUCAAGCCCAGAACCCAGAGGAAAUGCAAGCGUGGAUAAACAAAAUUAAUUGUGUCGCAGCUGUGUUUUCUGCACCCCCAUUUCCAGCAGCUAUUGGCUCUCAGAAGAAGUUCAGCCGCCCUCUUCUUCCUGCCACUACCACAAAAUUAUCUCAGGAUGAACAGCUGAAAUCCCAUGAGGGCAAGCUAAAACAAAUUUCCACUGAACUGACCGAACACCGCUCUUAUCCACCCGACAAGAAAGUUAAAGCCAAGGAGAUAGAUGAAUACAAACUGAAAGAUCACUACCUUGAAUUUGAGAAAACCCGUUAUGAAAUGUAUGUUAAACUGCUGAAAGAGGGAGGCAAGCUGCUCCUGAGUAGUGGAGAGAAUGAUGGAACAGGGCUGAAGAAAUCCCAUUCGAGCCCCUCCUUGAACCAAGAGUCAUCUCCACUUUGUGCCAAGGUCAAACGUAACGUCUCAGAGAGGAAGGACUACAGGCCAGAGACACCGAGCAUUAAGCAGAAGGUUACUUAGAGUUCAUUUGAUAGAAGGAGCACUGGUCACGCCGCAAAAUAUUAUUUUUCAAGAUCUUUCUGAUAAUCUGUGGUUCAUAAAAAACAACAAAAUGAGUCUGUGACUGAAUGGUGCGUUAGUAAUUUUUCUAUUUUCUAUUUUGUUUAUAUUCAGAUUGUCAAGUUAUCGUUAAUCCUCAUUUUCUUUGCUUUCUUAAUUUGCUGUUUAACAAUGAAGGCACCUUUUGAGAGGGGAAGGGAGUGUAAUUUCAAACUAAGCCACACAUCCCUUUCCUUGUCGUUCUCUUUCAUUGCACACUGCUCUUGUCUUAUGUAGUUUUCAAGUCAGCUGUUACACUUUUUAAUGUAAUUUCUUGUGGAAGAAUUAGCUGGAUGAGCUUUGUAGCUUUAGUGAAUUCUAGCUCGAGUUAUGUAAGUCUUUGUUAAUGAAUUCUUGCACAGUCACAGAAGUGGAACUGACCACUGUUGGAGGUUCGGCAAAGUUCUGACCCUGGGAAUAGAGAGUUCCCAAAGCGAUGUACCAAUGCAAACACCUUAGCACUUACUGUAGAGUUCUGGACCCUGCCAGUAACAGGGAAAUAGAAAAUGCAGGUGAAGGUGAAGAUUGCAAAGACUGUUGGACUUAGAGAACUAGCCUCAUAGGGCAGUCAUUUCAUUGAGGAUAAAAGGAGAAAGGAAAGGGGGAGUAAUUUUUAUCUGUGAAGAUUGUGAUAAUUUAAUUUUAAGGGAAAAAUGAGCUUGAUUUUCCAGUGAAAAGUGAUGGCGAUAACUGGAUGUUUGGGAGAUAAGUUGGCAAACGUUUGUUUCAUCUAUAAAGAAUAAUUAAUGUCAUCCUAAGUAGUGUACCCUCCUAUAGCCGAAGUGGAGAUACUUGUUUACUGGACUUGCUCUCCGUCCAUGUACAUGUCUGUCUACUGGGAAUCUGUUCUUUUUCAGUGCACUUUGUCAUCUGCUUAGUGGUGAGUAAUUUCCACUAAAUUUCCAGCACCCAUCCAAGUAAUGUUGUAAAACUACCUUUAUACCCAAGUUUAGAUCGAGCUGCUGAACUGUUGCCCAUGGAAACUUAUUUAAGCUCAUUUGUAUUUCAGUGUUUGGUAGGGAACAGCUAGAUGCAUCACUUAGCUCAAUACUGUUCCUAUUUCUCCACUUCUUUAUCAGUAUUCAGGUUUUUUACUUUAUUUGGAAUCAGUGAAGUAAUGCUGAAGUUAUCUUUAGAACAUUAAUUGAGGCACAUUCUUCUCCCUAUCUCCAGAGUGAUUCCUAUCUUCCUGCCUCAACUCUCUCUCUCUCUUCCUUUGCAUGGACCCCUCUUUACAAUUUAGGAGAGCUGCGGGCCUGAAGAGCAUAUGCAGAAUGAGGGGAGAAGAGGCUGCUUAAGGAGGAUCCAGUGAGAAUUAGGACUGACUACUUUUCACAUUAAGAAAGAACCUGCUUGUCUAGUUCUAGGCUCCAUAAAUGGAAAUACCUUGGAAAUAGUUGUCACUCUGAAUUAUUUUCCAAAGAUAUUUUUUAGUUGAUUUUUUUUUAAACAGUUGAAGGUACUUUGACCAAAGAAUUAUAUGGUGUUCAGUUUGGUUCCAGAAAAUUAGGGAAACUGGCAUAGGAUUAGGUCCUAUAACAUUUUGAAGUUUAUGAACACAUUUUAAUUGCAGUUACCUAACAUUUAAAAUUUACCUCCUAUACCAAUUCAAAAAAAUCACACAGCUUGACUUAGACCACAGAGGAGAAAAUCUCUCCUCUUUGAGUUGUAUCUACCCCUUCAUUUAAUCUGCUUCUGUUAGUUGGAGAGUGUCCACAGUCCAAUUCUGCUCAAGAUUUCAAAUCUUGGGCUGAAGUCGCAUAGCUCUCAAGGUGAUGCUGGCACAUGCACGAAACUGGGCCACCAUAGGCAAUGACAGAAUUUUUAGAAGUGUCUAUUUGUAGUCUGCUUGUUUUCUGAGCACACGUGUAUUCCAUAAAUAGUAAACUGAAAAGAGACAGGUACAUGGGCUAGACUUUAUAUGGGUCUCGGUAACUGAAAAACAGAAUAUGUACUUUUAUUAGUCUGUUGCUUCAAUAUGUAUGCAAACAGUAUGUCUUUGUAAAUGUAGUAUGUAUGUGUGUCUUUUUUGUACAAUAUAUAAUACCUAUACAUUUAAUGGUACAUCGUUUCAGUAUACUGGUAUUUAGAACAGUCUUGGAAAUGUUUGGCUAACAUUAGCAGUCAAAUAUAACAUUAUUUUUAAUAUUUCAAUCAUCAAUUUCAUCUACAUUUACUUUUGAUAGACUGAUAAAUUAGUCUUUUGGAUUAGAACAGCAUAUUUCUGUACUUUUUGGCUGCUGUUUUACUCUGCUUUGUAUAUUUUGAAAAAGGAUGAGUACAGAAAUUGCUUUUGUGAUCCAUAGUUAUAGUUGGUAUCAUAUUUAUCCAUUGUUUGAGGGUGGGUCAAGACCUCCCUUUCCCUCAUCUCUUCCCAUCACCCUCUGAAUUGCACCAGGGUUAGAUUCUCCUUUUAUGGUUUCCCAUAGAGGUACAUAGCAUGAGACUUUGGUCCAGGCUUGGUGAAAAUCUGAACCAGUCUUACCUCCCAUUACAUCUUUCCGAUGAUCCUUUGACCCUCUAAUCAAACAAAGGAUAUUGGAUAAAUAGUCAAUUCAGACCUCCCCUCUGUCUGCUGCUUACUUCACGGUACAAGGUUCAUCUCCUUCUUUUCUUCUGCUCUGUUUUCGAGGUACAGUAUUCCAGAUCCAUCUACCCAAAACCAUCAGUGCUUUUGGCUUUACCUUAGUCUUUACCUUCAUUCUAGUUUGUAGGGAAGGGGAGUCUUGAUUUGUUAAAUUUAGGUAAAAUCAGGACUGAUUUUGAAGCUCCAAAUCUUCCUUUACUGAUCUGGUUCAAAAUAACCCAUAUUGAAAAUGGUUCAGAAGUGAAAACAGGCAAAAUGGGUUUCUUCCCACCACUCCACAGGGAUUCUUUUAACAUACUGAUUUCCAUCUACAGGAAAGUGUUUUCACUUUUGUUGGUAAUCCCAAAAGAGAAUACAUAUAUACUGUGUAUUUUUCAGAACACAGAAACAAGGCUAAUAUUCUAACUCAACUUUAUAAAUGUCCAAUUUAACAAAGUGAUACUUUUGUACAUUUUCAUUUGUUCAAAUAAAACAACAUGGAAAACAGGUGGGAUGUCCCCAUGAUGGUACUGUAGUAUGCUGUGUUGUAAUUAACGUGUCCCCUUCUUGUUAUGGUGGGUAAGCUGCAGGUGGACUCUGCCAGCAAACAGAAGCGCAAUUUUUCCCAGGCUCUGAAAGUAGGGGAGGUUAUUGAGGGGGUUAGACUCCAAGGAAUCCGACUAAAUAAGACUGGCUAACCCAGGCCUUGUAAUUCUCACACUUCUGCUUAAACUUUAACAUCUCAGUCCAAGAUGGUAAGUUGAGGACUCUGUGCUUGUCUGAAGUCAUUGUAGUGUUCUCCAAGAUGAGACUACGGUCCAUUCUCUUUGGGUAAUCUGGUGUUCUUUUUCUCAUCCAUGGACAGCCUGAGGAUGGAAAAAUUUCUAAAGUCAGAUGAAGCCUCAGAGUUGUAUAGAAACUCUUAUGAAUGCAGGGUGGGGUGAAGCACUAUUCCCUCUUUACUGCCGUACAUGCACACAAAGAGUAGGCAUACUUUUCCUCCGUCCACUCUUUGAAAAGAGCUUGUAGAGUACCAAGAAGGAGAAGAUCAGAGUGAAGGAUGUCUCCAUUUAAAAUUUGAAGUACCCACAGCAACUCCAUCUGUAGUUUCUUCUUCUUUUGAGUUAUUUCAGCUGCCUACUGAGGGAUAAAGCUUUUCAAAAGUUUCCCUCCAUUAUUACUGCAAAGAAAAAUACUUCUUGGGGCUUAAUUUCCUAAACAGCUUUUACACUCAACACUUUUUCCACCCCCAUCUUGAUUUUCUCGAUUUCCCAGAAGCCGGAGUUGCCCAGAUUGUGAGGACUGAGAUCCCGACCUGCUCUAGCUUGGAUUCCAGAGAAACUAGUUGGAGCUUACUGGGACCACAUUACCAGCUUUCCUAGCCAGUUGAUCACCUCCUUUUCACCUGGGCACGGAGCUCCCGAUUGCAGUUUUCUAAAGAGAUUAGAUUGGGUUUUUUUUCCAAGUGAGCAAAACCCCUACUAUAAAGUGAACCACAAAAGUGAAGGCAUCAGCUUCUACAAUUAUAAGCAGAAUAGUUUGCUAGUGUUAUUAAUAAAAUUAUUAAUAGUUAUGAUAAUAGUAAUUAUAUAACUUUGACUUCCUCGUGUUGUUCUCUUAUCCAAAGAACACUAAUUCACAGUGACAGUAAAUCCUGAAAAGUCAGAAAUGAUUUGGGAAAAUGAGGUGUAAGUGGCAUGAAAAUGACACUGACUUCUUGAAAUCUUCCUUGUGUCCCAGCUGCUUCUGGCCCAUUGCCUUUUACACUUGCUCCAUCUGCAUCCCCAGUUUCAAAUGCCAGUACAUUCAAACAUGUAGCUUUAUGGCCCACUUUUUUUUAGCAGUGCUGUGAAUGGAAACAGAGAGACAGGUUCAGAUCUCCACACUGGCCCUCUAACUGUUACCCUUUCCUUGACGACCAUAUUCUCUGAGGAUUUGAGCAACCCUAAUAACUUUCUCAUCAUUGAGCUAUGAGGAUUGUCUCUUUUUAUACACGAAAGUUGGACCAUUCUCAUAGAGAGAAUUUCAGUAUAUACUUGAACCAUCUUGCCUGAUAGUCAAUGUUAAUACACAAGGCAGAAAAUAUUACAAGAUAUAUAAAUACAGAGUAGAUAGUGUUUCUUGGGUCCUUGUGUCUCAUUUAUGGUAACUUAUGUGUAUCUAUAGUAACACAGAAGUUUGGAGAAAAACAUUUACAAAUGCAGUAUAUAAAAUGUUAGACAAGUUCUGCCAUCUGCAAAUGCUGUAUUCAUGUGUAUAUAUUCAUAUGUGUGUAACAAUGUGUGGAUUGUAUCUCAAUACAUGGUACGUGUUCACAUCA